Messenger RNA from Thunnus maccoyii (southern bluefin tuna), 3796 nucleotides. RefSeq names its product collagen, type VI, alpha 2 (gene col6a2). NCBI's taxonomy places the organism in Eukaryota, Metazoa, Chordata, Actinopteri, Scombriformes, Scombridae. The record is from RefSeq and is a predicted model, not a curated record. The coding region runs from base 199 to 2919 and encodes 906 amino acids. The transcript has 31 exons.
CCGGGACAGGAGAGCGAACGGACGGCUCUUCUGCGGGAAGUAAACGCGCAUCCAGGGCUUUAUUUCCCAUUUUCUCAUCCCUUGUCCCUCUUUUCUUUCUCGGCUUUCCCUCCUGCUGAGAUGAGGAGAUAAUCAACUGAGGAUCAGCUGCUCACAAAGUUUUGAAGUUGGAAAGAGUUCGGACAGGAGAAGAGGAAGAUGCUGGGGUUAGAGGUCAUCGUGCUCUGUCUUCUUUUUGGAGCCCUGACUCAUGGACAGACAACAGAGUGUGGCAAGAAGAAUGAAUGCGCCAUAGACGUGUACUUCACCAUAGACACAUCUGAGACCAUUGCCCUGCAGGAGCCACCUGCUGGAGCGUUGGUGAAGAGCAUCAAGACCUUCACUGAGCAGUUUGCAGAUCGUUUAGAAGAUGCUGACUACAGAGGUGCUAUACAGAUCAAGUGGAAGAUCGGUGGACUGCACUUCUCCCAGAGAAGGGAAGUUUUCAGCACCAUCGGAUCAAAGACUGAUUUCAUCAAUGGUCUCAGAAAUAUCAAUUACCUGGGUAAGGGCACCUACAUCGACUGCGCCAUCACCAACAUGACUCAUGAAAUGCUGCGCUCGCCUUCAGACCCCAAGGUCCUCCGAUUUGCAGUGGUCAUCACCGAUGGCCACGUCACUGGAAACCCAUGCGGGGGUAUCAAAGUGGCAGCAGAAAAGGCACGCGACGAGGGCAUCCGCAUUUUUGUUGUGGCAGCAUCCAAGAACGUUGAUGAGACGGGGCUGAGGGAGAUCGCCAACUCUCCAGCGACAGUCUACAGGAGGGACUUCAUGGCUGUGGAUCUGAGCCAGGGCAGAGCCGACAUACAUCUCGAAACAAUUAACCGUAUCAUCAAGACCAUGGAACAUCUGGCAUAUACGGAGUGUUACAGUGUGUCCUGUCUGGAAACACAAGGGCCUCCCGGUCCAAAAGGUCACAGAGGACAAAAAGGAGCUAAAGGAGACAAUGGCGAUCCAGGCCUGAAAGGAGAAAGAGGUCGCCCAGGAGACCCUGGUAUUGAGGGUCCCAUCGGUCAGCCUGGUGUCAAAGGAGAACCGGGUCUUAAAGGCGAGAAGGGAGAGAUUGGAACUCAAGGAAAAAAGGGUGUGUUUGGUAUCCCAGGACGCAAUGGGACAGAUGGACAGAAGGGUAAAAUUGGACGGAUCGGUGCUCCUGGCUGCAAAGGAGACCCAGGCGACAGAGGUCCCGAUGGUCACCCUGGAGACGUUGGUGAACGUGGUCUCCCUGGAUCUGAGGGACAAAAGGGAGAUCCAGGACGCUCUGGAAAAUCCGGUCCCCCUGGCCCAUCUGGAGAGCCUGGACCAAAGGGAGAGAGUGGAAGUCCCGGAUCACCUGGCCUCCCUGGAGAAAAAGGAACCCCAGGAACCUCAGGACGUCCAGGAGCCAGAGGAGAGCCAGGGAGAAGAGGAGACUAUGGACCAAAGGGUGGUCAAGGGCCAGAUGGAGUUAAGGGAGAAAAGGGUGAAAUGGGGCCAGAGGGCGCGAGAGGACUUCCAGGUGAAUCAGGAAACAAAGGAACAAAGGGAGACAAUGGUAUGCCAGGCCCCAGAGGACCACCAGGGGCACCAGGAGAGCUUGGGAAAAAUGGUACCAGAGGUGACCCUGGUGAUGCUGGGCCAAGAGGAGAUCCUGGACCGCUUGGACCAAAGGGAGACCCUGGAAGACCUGGCUUCAGCUACCCUGGACCAAGAGGACCAUCGGGUGAAAGAGGCGAGAAGGGCAAUCGUGGACCUCGCGGCAGCAGGGGGGACUGUGGUCAAAAGGGUGAAGGUGGAGAUUCAGGAACUCCAGGAGAGGCAGGUGACCCAGGGUCUCAGGGUGAACCUGGACUUAGAGGACCGAGAGGCGAGAUCGGGCGUGACGGAGAUCCUGGCCCAGAGGGAGAUCCCGGCCUCACUGAAUGUGAUGUCAUGAACUACAUCAGGGAAACAUGUGGCUGCUGUGACUGUGAGAAACGGUGCGGAGCCCUGGACAUUGUGUUUGUGAUUGACAGCUCAGAGUCAGUGGGUCUGACCAACUUCACGCUGGAGAAGAACUUUGUCAUCAAUACCAUCAACAGACUGGGAUCCCUUGCCAAAGACCCCCAGUCAGAGACAGGCACAAGGGUGGGAGUUGUUCAGUACAGUCACAGUGGAACCUUCCAGGCCAUCCAGCUCAACGACCCCAAGAUUGAUUCACUGUCUGCUUUCAAGGACGCAGUGAAGCGCUUGGAGUGGAUUGCUGGAGGAACGUGGACUCCAUCUGCUCUGAAGUUCGCCUACGACAAUCUGAUCAGGGACAGCCGCAGAGCCAAAGCCAACGUCACUGUGGUGGUCAUUACUGACGGACGCUUCGACCCCAGAGAUGAUGACACGCUGCUCACCUACCUCUGCAGUGCUCCCAAUGUUGAUGUGAGUGCCAUCGGUAUUGGAGACAUGUUUGACCAGAUUGAGGAGAAUGAGAGUCUGAAGAGUAUUGCCUGCCAGAAGGACGGCAGGGUGUUGGGCAUGAGGCGCUUUGCAGACCUGGUGGCCGAGGAGUUCAUCGACAAGAUUGAGACCGUGCUCUGCCCAGAUCCCAUUAUUGUGUGCCCUGACCUUCCUUGUAAAACAGGAGGGGGCAUCACCUCAGGGCAUGGCCCCAGGGAGCCACUGGCUGAGGAAGGCAACCCCUCAUUGGUCCCUACCUCUUUGGAGGGUGUGGCCAACCUGCUGAACAGCCUGAGCGUCAGCGAGCAGCAGUAUGGGGUUGGCGUGGCAACCAUGGCGUACACAGCCCAGAGAGCCAAACUCGCCCAGGGAGUGGAGAGGCAGCAGUGGACCCAGCUGUUCAUCGACUCCUUCAAACAUGUCUAUGGAGAAAUUAUUGGGGACCCAGAGAAAGCCCUAGGACUUUGCUAAUGCUAAUAUGCUAACCAUGCUACCUCGCCAUUAGAGUUUUUAUGGAUGCCAAUAUCUAAUGAGCUUACUGCUGGACAUAGAAUAGAUUUUAUCAAUACUGUGGGCAUUUUUUUUUUGAGGGUGCAAUACAUACCUGGGCUGAUGCAAAAGAAUUGCAUGAUAUGAAGCUGGUCCUGUCAUAAAUUUUUUGUAUAGUUACUGUAUGUGAUGGGCCAAAAGUCAAAACGAGGAUUCACGAUGCUCUCUCUACUCAUUGAUUAUUUCUGAAAUAACAUACACGGCGCUGUCUCUCAAAAAAUCUUUUUUUGUAAUAUGAUACAUAUCAUUUCUUCCACCUUAGUGGAGAACAUUUUCCAAUCGCACGGAAAGCAGACGUCAUCCAUUUGUUGGAUGCAGGUUCAUCUGUAGAGCCAUUCAUGCUGCUCCUGUGUACAGUGGCUCUUUGAUGAAGCCUCAUUUCCACUGUGAAUCACGGGCUUGCUGAAUCACUCUGAUGACUUUUUUUCUUCUUUUUUUUUUUGCUGUUUUGCACAUAUCCAUGGUUACGGCCUUUACUUUUUUUUCCUGUGCUCUGUGAAUGACUCAUGUUGAUGAAAAGGCCAUUACAUGUGGAAAAUAUCUAGUUUUCUAUAUAUGUCACAUUAUACUGUAUAUGAGUUAGAAGAUAGUGUAUGUGGAUGUUUGGUUAAUUGACUUGACACUGAGAAGAAGGAACUAUUAUGUUAUAGUCAUGUAAUUUAAAAUAGGGAGCUUUAUAGUGCCAAUAAUGGCCUUGAUUGGUGCAUGUUUUUUUGCAUGUGGCUUGGCUUGUAAAAUAGGAUGACCAGAGGAAAAUGACUACAGAGCGGCUUUAACCAAAUAAAAUGGUAUCAUGUUA